UUUUAUGGGAAGGAAUUGUCCCGGCCCAGCGUUCUGUCUGUGGCUGCUGCUGCCUCCAUCUGAAGCGGGCUGAAGUGGUGGCCGAGGCCGCCAGCGGUGGACGCCAGGGCCAGGCUUCCCUCAGUGUGACUUCCUUUGGACAACUGAUGAUAUUUAUCAUUGUGCCACAUUUCUACAAAUAAAAGAUGGGUGGAUUAUUUUCUCGAUGGAAAACAAAGCCUUCAACUGUAGAAGUUCUAGAAAGUAUAGACAAGGAAAUUCAAGCAUUGGAAGAAUUUAGGGAAAAAAAUCAGCGAUUACAAAAAUUAUGGGUUGGAAGAUUAAUUCUUUAUUCCUCAGUACUCUACCUGUUUACAUGCUUGAUUGUGUACUUGUGGUAUCUUCCUGAUGAAUUUACUGCAAGACUUGUGAUGACACUCCCAUUUUUUGCUUUUCCACUGAUCAUCUGGAGCAUAAGAACAGUGCUUAUUUUCUUCUUUUCCAAGAGAAUGGAAAGAAAUAAUGAAGCAUUGGAUGACUUAAAAUCCCAGAAGAAAAAAAUACUUGAAGAAGUCAUGGAAAGAGAAACUUAUAAGACAGCUAAAUUAAUUCUUGAAAGGUUUGAUCCAGAUUCAAAGAAAGCAAAGGAGUUGGAGCCACCACCUGCUGGAGCAACUGUGGCUGCAAGACCUGGACAAGAGAUUCGUCAGAGAACAGCUACUCAAAGAAACCUUUCUCCAACACCAGCAAACUCUAAUCAGGGACCUCCUCAACAAGUUCCAGUAUCUCCUGGACCACCAAAGGACUCUUCAGCCCCUGGUGGACCACCAGAAAGAACUGUUAGUCCAGGCCUUCCAUCAAACAUGUUACCAAGACGUCUUGGAUCCCCUGCUACUUCAGUGCCUGGAAUGGGUCUUCAUCCUCCAGGUCCACCCUUAGCAAGACCCAUUCUUCCCCGAGAACGAGGUGCACUGGAUAGAAUUGUUGAAUAUUUAGUUGGUGAUGGUCCACAGAACAGGUAUGCCCUUAUAUGUCAACAGUGUUUUUCUCAUAAUGGCAUGGCUUUGAAAGAAGAGUUUGAAUACAUUGCUUUUCGAUGUGCCUACUGUUUUUUCUUGAAUCCUGCACGUAAAACCAGACCUCAGGCCCCAAGACUUCCAGAGUUUAGUUUUGAGAAAAGGCAGGCAGUGGAAAGCUCAAGUUCAUUUGGUCCUUUGCCAUCAGGAAGUAUGCUUUCAUCAGAGAACCAGUUCAGUGAAGAAUCCUUAGAAGAACAAGAUGUUCUCGAUGAUAGUACGGAGCAGACAGAUGACAAAAUAACAGUUACUGAGCACACAGACGAAGUAAUUGAAAAGGUGCCUGGUGCAGAGGGGCUAGAGGGAAAACAAGAAGAGACUGGCAAUAAGGAAACCUCAAGAAAUGAAGCCAAAUCAGCAGUUCCCAGAGUGGAUUCUACUCCUGAUCUUGAACUAAAUGGAGAGUCUUUGAUGACAAAGUAGUAAAUCCUUCCAUGUGCCUUCAACUGGAUAUUUGUGAUUUUGUUGGUGUCAGUUAUUGCUUGUUUGAUGGUACUUUAAAGAACUUUUUGCUCCUCUGAGUAUAUGCUUUAUAUCAUUUAAAUUCAGAUCAUCUAGCAAUUUCAGUAUGUCAAAGUUAUAUAUGUACUGGAUGCUAAAAUUAAAAACAAGUGGUAUCAGUGAAGUAAGAUCCUUUUCAGCAUACAAAGACCAACACUAUUUAUAUACAGCUUUUAGAUAUUUUACAUUCAUUCUAAAAGUCAAAACAAAACAAAAGGUAGCAUUCUUGUAAAUAAUGUGUUUUGACAUAGGAAGGACUUUGGUUAGGAAUAACUUCUCUAAUAGUUUUUAGGAAUGAAAUGCAAUACUUUAUUAUUACAGAGUUUUAACUCUUGAGAUAUUUGCCAGUGGGGAGUAAAGUUCUACUUAGGUGUUUACAUUAAAUGAUAUGAAAGUUGUAACUGUAACUAUUAGGCAUUGGUACGAACAUUCAAUAAGAAUGCAAUUGAACAGUCAAGUGCAGUGUUUCUUUUGAUGUUUAUUUUGCAGCUGGGCCAAAGGCACAUGAUGUAUAUAAUUAGUUUAUGUUUACAUAUUAACAUAUAGGAAAUAUAUGCACACUCGACUGUACUUGAAUUCUUAGUAUUAUUUAUACUUGUUAAAUAAUGAUGAUACAUGAGUGAAUUUUGUGCUCGUUGUGUUUUUUAUUAAGGAAAAUAAAGAUAACCUGAUAACUAUUUUUGUUAUAUAUCUAGACUUCAAACAGUGUUUUGGUGGAUGACUACUUGGCUAUCUGGAAAAAUCUUAGUAGGAAGAGCUUCACAGUAUGAUAAGUCUAUGUAGAGCAAAUUAUAAUGCUUUUUAUUCAGACAGCAGUACUAAUGAGAGGUUAGUCAGGAACACCUCAGGCCAUUUGUAGUUUUUAACUUCAAGGAGGUGAAUAUGCUUUGUGAGACUAGGCAGUUAAUUGCUAGUAGUUCAUUGGAUUAAGUUAGUAUGUUGGAUCAAAUAGGAAAAAAAAUUUGACCCAUAAUGGUAACUCUUAGAUUUAAAUACAUUGUAAUUAUCUGUUUAAAAAAUCAUUUUUAUGCCUAAAUAUCUCAUAUAUAAGGGAACUUUCUAAAGAACCCAAUCUGUUAAUAGUCUUGAUGUAUCUUUGUAUAGUGGCUACAAUUUUUAAGCAUACGGAACUGAACUUCAAAUCUAGUUCUGUAAUCUUGGACAAGUCACCUAGCCUUGCUAUAAAUGUUUUCGCAUUUGUAAAGUGGAAAGAAUAAUGCCUGUUUUUAAGAGGUAUUGGAGUGAUCAAAAGCAAUUUAUAUAUUUGAAAUGGGCCUUACUGACAGAUAAUUAAUGAUUACUAAAUAAAUAGCAUUUGUUAUUGACAUCCUUAUGAAAUAUGGAAGGAUCUAUAAAUUUUUUUCUGGAAGAUAAGGAAAUAAAAAAAUAUAUAAACAUACAAUUCACCUGCUCAGAAUGAAGCCGGUUUCCUCCAUCAGUCUUACUCCGUAUAUGUAUAUAAAUUUGUAGUUUAAAAAAAUAAGAAAUGGAAACUCUGGAAUAUAAUUAUUUUUAAGAUGAACUUCAUCAGUUUGUGUGUGUGUGUGUGUGUGUGUGGUAUUGGCCCAUAUACAUUUUGGCAGCACCUUGCAGACUUGUUAUAAAACAUUCAAAUUUGAAUAUACAUUGUUUGAAAAUGAGUACCUCAGAGAAAUAUAAUUGAAUGAGAGAACCAAGCAGAUAUUAUGAGAGCUGUCUUUAAAGAAAUGUGGGAAAGUUAAAAAUGGGCUUACUACAAUUAUUGCAACAGAUAAUGUGCUUGUGAUUGUGUAGUAUUUUUAUAAUAGAAAAGUUUAUUCU
Fukomys damarensis (Damara mole-rat) is the source of this 3356-nucleotide messenger RNA. RefSeq names its product lunapark, ER junction formation factor (gene Lnpk). Gene Ontology annotation, cellular component: endoplasmic reticulum tubular network. The record is from RefSeq and is a predicted model, not a curated record. Gene Ontology annotation, biological process: endoplasmic reticulum tubular network organization. Bases 186 to 1478 code for a protein of 430 amino acids. Lineage: Eukaryota; Metazoa; Chordata; Mammalia; Rodentia; Bathyergidae. The transcript is spliced from 13 exons.